AUUUCGGGGGCUGGUCAUGGUGUCCAGUGAAAAGGUAUGGGACCCCCUCCACGCGGGCCUUAUCCAGUCACCUCUGAGUGAACAGCACCUGGCGCCUGGGCUAACUCCCCUAACACAAACUGCAGCUAAGGACGCCACGUGCCACCAGAGUCAGCGGUUGAUACCUUGGUCUUCCCCACCACUGUCAUUUGUGGCUCUAGACGCCCUUCAGGCAGUUCAGGCGUCUUCACCCUUACACCCACCUGUCAAUUUGUACAGCCUGAAAAAGAUUGAAGGACUACACAAGCCUGCCUGGUCUCGUGGGGAGGCCUCUCAGUCUGAGGAGGAGGAGGAGGAGGAGGAGGAAGGGGAAACUGAGCAGUCAGAGAUGAAGGGUAAAAGGCAUGGAGGCAGGGGAGAAGCCAUGAUGGAGGACAGACUGGAGGACAUGGUUGAUGGACCUAAAAAUGCAAAAAUUACCCUAAGCUUCCCACUUAGUGCCGCCCCCCUCCCAGCCUCUCUGACAUCUCCAAACCACUGUCGCAGCUCCUCCUCAUCCUCUCCUUCCCCCCACCGACGGCGUCCGUCCUCCAAGAGCUCGGAUGAGGGGUCGCUGUGGAAAUUGGAUGCCACCAUGGAUGUAAAGCACAGACCUUUUAAGCCCCCAAGGCAGGACAGCUCUCCGUCCUCUUCGCCCUCCUCCUCCUCAUCUCCCAUGACUGUUCAUGCACUUAUCAGGAAGGACAUAAAAUCUCCGCCUCCUCUGAAAUGCUCCAAACUCAAUCCAGAGACUCAGUUUCAGAGGUCACCCCCAAGAUCCUCAAGUGGGUCUUUAGGGGCCUGUUAUGGUGUUGAUGGAUGGGACGAGAGGCAUAGGAUCACUAACGGUACAGCGUCGCCCUCUCAAACUGCCCAGAUCCUCUUCAGCCUGGGCGCAUCAGCCUAUCAGAGAUGUGGGGAUGCAGACAGGAGAGACAAAAUAACAGGAAGACCAGCUGGGAAACUGGGAAGCCCUCAUGGACCAAGCCUUCAUCCACCCACCCUCCACCUCCCUCCCCCAUUACCACCACCUCCUCCUCCCCCAUCUGAGGGUCUAACUGCCCCCCCUCACUCGUCCUCCUAUUCUCCGACCGACAGCCUGAAGCCUGAGCUGAUUUGUGGUGUGUGCCACCGUCUCUUCAGCUCGGCCUCCUCCCUCACAGUCCACAUGCGGCUGCAUCGUGGCAGCCGUGCCCUCAGUUGCCGUUUCUGUGGCAAAGUCUUCAUCCACAGCAAACGACUGCAAUCCCAUGAGGCCUCCUGCAAGAUGCCAGGCCUACCCUCCAACAGCCUGGGCCCUCCUCCUCUCACUGUGCAGCCAAAGGAGGAGCCGCUGGAGGAGGGUGAGGUGAGAGUGGAGGGGGGAAUGAUUGUGGGAGAAUCAGACAUCAGUAAGGCGCGGCCAGGAAAGAAAGCACGGAGCCUCCUGGCGCGUAUCCAAGGUGAUGAUGCAGCAGACGCAGAGUUACUGGCGGGUGAUGAGCACCAUUUUGUGAAGGUGGUAGAUGGCAAUGUCAUUUACUUCUGCUCUGUGUGUGAGCGAUCCUACAUGACCCUAUCCAGCCUGAAGCGUCACUCUAAUGUGCACUCAUGGCGCCGCAAAUAUCCCUGCCAUUACUGCGACAAAGUCUUUGCCCUGGCUGAGUACCGCACCAAGCAUGAGGUGUGGCACACAGGAGAGCGACGUUACCAGUGCAUCUUCUGCUGGGACGCCUUCGCCACCUACUACAAUCUCAAAACACACCAGAAAACCAUUCACGGGAUUAACCCCAGCCUCAUCUCCAGUGAAAAGACAGCUAAUGGCGGCUAUAAGCAGAAAGCUAAUGCCCUCAAGCUCUACCGCCUUCUCCCCAUGCGUUCUCAGAAGAGACCGUACAAGACUUACAGUGACAGUUUGCAUAAUGGCCUGCUUCUGCCACCAACUGAAACACCGCCCCUCUCCCUGCCCGGUCUGGGCUGUGCUCUGGGCUCUGGGGACCUACAGAGCCUCAUCAGCGGAGCCCACCCCCAGAGUGUUAAGCCUGACCCAGAUGCCUUCCCUGAUGACUUCCCUGUUUCUGUGGCUCCAGAACGCAGAGACGUCUCUGGACUAACACCCCUCCCCCAAACGGACAUGCCCCACGUUAAAAAACAUGAGAGCGAGGCCCAUGAGUCAGAGCAGGGCAGAGGCAGUGGCUCCUUUAAAAUGUCUAGUAGCAACAAAACCAAAACUCCCAAGACAUGUAAAGAAACUAGCAUGCCUUCUGUGAUAACAUACGGACAUACAAAACCCUCUGUCAUAGUUCAUGGAACAGCCGUGUCAUCCUCUGUCAUUGUACAUAGCAACCAGGUUAUUUCUGGAAGCGAAAAAAGCCCACUAAGCAGCCCGUCCCCUGAAACCAGCAACAGUCAGACUUCACACAAGGGCAGCCCCAGGCCAAUUAAAAAGCAAAGGGAUAGUGCAGAUAGCUAUAGGAAGAGAUCAAGAGACAAUUCAGAUAGCAGAGAGAAUGGUUCAACUUCAAGAUGUGGACGGGAGGCAGAGGCAGGUAGAUUAUUUCACAAAUCACGCAAGUCCCACAGCAAGAGCGACACCUCUAACUCAAAGCAGCUGCUAGCAUCUGUAGGGUCACAAGUCAAAGAGGCGGGGCCACUGUGCCAGAUCACUGUACGCAUCGGUGAGGAAGCCAUAGUCAAGCGCAGCAUCUCUGAGACAGACCUCAGGAGAGACAAGAGCCUUUCUCCCCCCAAAUCCAAACGCAGUGAAACAUCAUCUGCACGGGACGUCAAGGAUCCACGCCACUCUCACUUUCACCACCAUCACCAUAAACACCGCCUGCACCGCAGAGCCAGCACGGAAGAGGAGGAUGAUAAGGAAGGAGACUGUGAGGAGGAGGUGAGGAAAAAGAGCUCCAAAUCCCCUGAUGGAGUGAGGGAGUACUACUUCCGUCGGGAGGUGAGGGAGCAGGAGAGUGACCACGACAUGGAGGAUAAUUUAUGGAGGCCUUACUACUCCUACAAGCCUAAAAGAAAGGCCCAAGCACAUUUGCAGAGGGUGAAGAGCUGGCAGAGAAAACUGAAAUACAAGCGCUCCAUCCGGCUGAAGAGGAGGACGGAGAGGCUCAAGAACCGUCUAAAUAAAGAAACAGAGAAAUCACAAGAUGAGGAAGAGGAUGGGACUAAUGAGGAGCCCCAAAAACCUGACAGAGUUAAGGGAGAGGGGAAAAAGAGGGACUGUCUCUCUGCUCCUUUAAAGGAUAAAAACAAAGACACAGAAGAGCAACAGGCCUGUCACAAGGUUUCUUCCAUUCUUCUGCACUCUCCAAAGCCUCCUCCGUCUACCUCAGGGGCUCCUAUGGGAAUAAAGAGGAGGCCUUGGACUAACGGGAAUGCAGCAGAGUGUGGUACAUGUGGCCGCUGGUUCUCAAGCCCCAGGAAGCGAGACAAACACGAGCUGAGCCAUCUGCUGGAGUUUGUGUGCCUCUUCUGCCGAGCCACUUUCCCCUCAAGGGAUAAGUUGGAAGACCACCAGAGAGCCCAGCAUCCUAAGCCCACUGACGCACCCUCUGCACCCCCUAAAGUGGCACUUGGUGAGCAAGCUGAAGGGGUCGGGAUCAAAUCUGUGCCAGAGAUUGCAAAGUAUGAUGAAGAAAAGGGGGGGCAAGUGGGAAUAGUAGGGAGAAACUCUAGUCCAAGUCGCCUCAGCAGACGAGCAUUAUCACGACACACCUGUCCACAGUGUCACAAGGUGUGUAAGACAUCUUCAGCACUAACUCGCCACAUCCGACGCCACGAGUUAAGCAGCUCCCCAGAAAGAGAAAGGGAUGAUAAAGCCUCAGAGCCAAAAACAACAGAGACGGUUAUUAACACCGUUAGCAGAGACGUAGAGACUGACAAGGGACAGGUUCCCAGUGCGCUCUCUGUUUCAGUUAUCAGCUAUUCAACACCAGACCCGCCCAUCAGUAGUGACUGUUUGGCAUCGCAGCAGCGUGAAGACCACCUCAGUGAACUGACGGCUGAACAUCGAAGGUCAGAAUCCAGAGACAGGCCUGAACUAAAAGGGCUCGCCCAUCCAGCUGUAGAGAGAGAGCCCAGCCCACAAACAGCAGACCCUCCAUUAGAAAGUCCAGUUAACUUCACGCCCACUAAACAUGAAUUCACACCCACCGCGCCCUCAGCUCUCCAGAGCGUGCUCGUCAUGAACGGAGCCGAAUGUCUGGACUACCGCAGCCCCAGCAAAAAGAACCUAGACAGUCAGAUCUACAGAAUACCCAGCCCUGUGCACGUCGUGGCACCCACCAACAUCUCUCCAAAUGUGCCCAUGACGUCACAGACCAGAAUAACCGCUGCUGCUCCUGUUUCCAUGACAACAGCUCCCAGCUCUGAGGGCGGAUUCGUGAAACGGGAUGGGGUCAUUAUGGACAGGGAGAGGCAGGGUGGGAGUGGUGUGUUUCUACACGCAGGUUAUGAGGAAGCACCUCUGGUCCAAGAUCUGAGAGUUCAGUCACUGUCCAGGAGUCCCUCUCCCGAUGAAGCACAAGACCUUACCAUGUCCUCGAUACUAGCCAGAGAGAGGGAGGUAGAGAGGCAAAGAGAGACGGAGAGGGAGCUUGAGAGACAGAGAGAAAGGGAGAGAGAGAAAGAAAAGGCGAGAGAGAGAGAAAAAGAGAUAGAGAGGGCCCAGAAAAUGAGCAGAGUUACUCAUGCCCCAGAGGACCAAAUGGCUCUGUUGGUCCCUAAAGAGGAGCCCUUGAGUCCUGUGCAGUCCCCCCAGCACAUCCCCACUCAAACCACUAUGAAUGGACCCUCCUCACACAGGCACACUCCCAAGUCCCCGCGUCGGUCUCCCUCUACCAUUGGACUGUUAUCUCAAGCCAACCGUCAGGUUCACUCCAGCUCACAAGGACUCGACAGGCUCACACUGCCCACUGGAGCAGCUGGUGCCGGCGACCGCCCCUCUGCCCACGCUCUGCUUCUCCCCCGAGCCCCUCAGCCACCUGAGCCCGAGCACCAGGACACUGUUUCUUCCAGAGACUCCCAGCAGGGGGGCGCCACCCCAGUGGGCUACCCUGCCCAGGAUUAUCCCCUACCCCUAAUUGUGCCGGACAGCUACCGCUCUGGUAAGAAGCAGGAUGAAAAUCUGCUCAUGUCCUCCUAUCCUGCUGGACCUCUUCCCUUUGGCCCACUGGGAAAAGUGAUGGUCCCUCAUGGCGGGGACCUGGCCAAGCUGCCAUUUUAUCCAGACCCUUACCAGCUGCUCUAUGGGCCCCAGCUGCUGGCCUAUCCCUAUAACUUAGCAGCUCUUCCUGUGGCCCUGAACAUGAUGGCACCUGGGGGGGACAAGGUUGAGCCUCUGCCGUUCCUUCCAGCCAUCUUCAACUACGCAGCCGCCACUGGGCCCUACAUGGGCGCAGCACCCCACCCCCUCGUGGCAAAUCCCAGCCUGUACAGCGGCGGCAGUGGCAGCGGCAAGAAGCAUCGUGACAGCAGUGGCAAACCUUAGUACAACAGAAGCGUAAAGAGGAAUAUUUUCUAAAGGGGACGGCCUGGCCUGUUUAGGAGGAGCAGGAGGGGGUUGUGCUCACUGGGUCACUGACGACGCUCGCACAGUACCCCUGCCUCUCUUUUAUUCGGUAGAGAUCAGAGCUAGGCAUUAAAUCAGGAGUAGCUGUGAAGGGAGGAGAGGGAGCAAAGAAAUGGGGAGGAGAGGCCGAUAAUCUAGUGACAUGUCAUUACUCCCCUCUCUUUACUCCCUGCUCACCUUUCCCUGUGUUUCUCCUGUUUUGCUGUAGUGUGUCAUAGUUCUAGAGCUUGAUUAAUCUUCCUCUCCUACUCAUUAUAUUAUCUAUAAUAUAAGAAUAAGAACUUCUAACAGGGUGUGUGUGUUGUGUGAAUAAUUAGUUCAGUCAGCUUCCCUUUAUAGUCAUGGCAAAACGAGGAUAAACACUCUUCAGGGAAGGCAACGAUAAGGGAUGAGAGGCGAGUCGGUGAAACUGCGAGUGCAGGUGUAUCCUGUCGUGAGAUGAAAGAUAUAUAUGAGCAUGUACAUGCACAUGUAUGUAGGGAUUUGUGCAUGCAGAGGUUGGCUUAAGCAGGUAUUGCUGCGUAUGUGUGAGAGUGUGUGUGU
This is a messenger RNA of Paralichthys olivaceus (Japanese flounder), 6124 nucleotides long. NCBI's taxonomy places the organism in Eukaryota, Metazoa, Chordata, Actinopteri, Pleuronectiformes, Paralichthyidae. The record is from RefSeq and is a predicted model, not a curated record.